CGGAUCAGAAUGAGACAAGAACCAUCAUAAGACGCACGACCACUUUAGUUCUGCUCCAUGAGUACUGCUCGGUUUUAAGACAUAAAUCAUUACAGUAUGAAGCAUUACAAUAAACAUAACGACAUGUCAUAUAUUGGUUUAUAUCCUUAUAUGUAUAGGAAACAGCCCAGAGCUGUUUCAUCCGUUUCUUCCCCAGUAACGCAGCGUCGGCGGCUUCGUCCUUUUUAAAUCCCCGUUUAUCCUCAGCACACCCGGACCCGGCGCUGCAGGUCCGGCUUUAGCUGGAUUAGCGCGUCCUAUUAUUAACUAUCCAUCGAAAUAAAGCCACUGGGGAGGGGAGAUUGCACCAGGGAGGAUCGCGGAGAGAGCUGAUGAAAACCCGGAGCGGACUCCAGAUUGUGAUGCGACUCGUUAAUAUUUAAAGUCGCCUUAGACCGAGUCACCGUUUCAGGUACAUGAGAAAUUACUUAGGGACCCAUCGGCGGGGAUUUAACAGCUGCUCGCGUGUGCUGUACGGUGGAUUGUCAGUUACCAUUUAAACCCUAAUCGUAUUGCGAAUUUAGCAAAAUGGUCGCCAUAUAGGUUAUAACCUCCGCAAAGCGAAUCGACGGUAAGGGCAUCCAAAAUGCCGGUCCCGCUUCGCGUCUGCUUGGCUAUUGCGUUAGCUGUGGCUGCGCAUGGGGAGCUGCGCACCAUGCCGGCCCCGAGCUUACGGCCGAACCGGACAGCGAGCAUCCCGGAGCCGCAGCGGCCGCGGAACGGCACGCUGAGCGUCGGAGCGCACGUCCCCCCCUUCCUCGGCGAACUGGCCACCCUUAGGGCUUUCGGCGUCAUCAUCUGCGUCUCCGCCGUCCUCCUGAUCACCUGCCUGGUCGCCAAGGUUUACAGGUCUGGGAGGAAGGUGGGGAAAACACGACGGUACGACAUCAUCACCACGCCGGCGGAGCGUAUCGAGAUGGCGCCUUUAAAUGAGGAGAACGAAGAUGAGGAGGACUCGACCCUCUUCGAUAUUAAGUACAGGUGAAGACCACCGUAACCCAGUCUAUGUACAGUUACACGACUGUUUCUGCAGGGAUUGUAAAAAAGAAAAGGACAAUCAGUUUGUUCAGUUUACUCACUCCCUUUACCUCUCAUUCUAAUCUGAACCACUAGACUACUGGAGACAUCUCUCUGAUCUUCAGAAGAAUCAUUAUAUUUUCUUGCAUAGAUAAUGCGGUUCUUCCAGCGUCUGAGCUGUUGAUAUGGGUGAUCUACUGGACUUCACAUUUGUAGGUCUAUCAGUGUGUGCUAGUGGGAGUUUUACUUACAGAGGAGGUAUGUGCAAGCAAACUAUUGGAGGCGGGAGCAAGACAUCUGAUUGGUUGGUCCUGCCUCCUUUAGUCGCUCGGACCCACCUCCUCUAAAAUCUGAUUGGCUAUCUCUCCAAGCCAACUAUUUUUCAUUCUACUCUUAUAACAUUUUUGUGUAAGUAAAUCUCCCAGGAGCUCAGUGUGUGUUGUGUGAAACAGAAGUUCUAUCUUAAUGCUAUCAAUCAGUUACUGUUACGCCAGGGUGUUUUAGAGGGAAUUUAAGUUUCCCUAUGGCCAGAAUACUUUGUGUAUCAAUAACUAUGAUCUUCAGAAGCCAUACUUCUUAUUUUCCUCUUAUUUUCCAUGUAAUGUUAUCGUGGUUUUAUUUUCCUUUACAGCUUCAUAACCUAGAAAGACAGAUUCUCCAGUUGUUGUGACCCCUUCUAGCUGUAUAACAUUCUGUAACGUUACUGAGAUCCUGUGUUGUAACUAGCCAAUGCCACUGGUGCUUUGGGCACCAUAGAUUCAGGACCUUCUUUCUAGUAAAUAUCCGCCGCUGUGUCAGCUUAGAAGUAUUUUUCUACCAGGACACUGAGUGUUUGCGAUGUGCGAAAGCUGCCCAUUUUGAUUCACAACGUCACGAUCUUUACUGGAACAUUGGAGUUUAGCAUCCUAUUUGUAGUUAGUCUGAUUUUAAAUGUUAUCCAUAGCCCCUGUGGCUGGUGAAAUGUAUGCAAUACUGUCUCUAACGUAGGAAACCAUGUCGUAUAACUACAGAACAAACAUACAUACAGCCUUUUUAUUGUAUAGAUGGUAGUUCCAGGAAUGUAGGUGUAAGAGCAUUAGGCUAAUAAACUCUACAGCUCUGCACUGUGA
Brienomyrus brachyistius is the source of this 2165-nucleotide messenger RNA. RefSeq names its product membrane protein FAM174B-like. Lineage: Eukaryota; Metazoa; Chordata; Actinopteri; Osteoglossiformes; Mormyridae. The record is from RefSeq and is a predicted model, not a curated record. Bases 626 to 1024 code for a protein of 132 amino acids. The transcript has 3 exons.